CCGCCUACGCUGCUUCUGCGAGCGUAUCCCAGAGCUUGGACGGCCAAUGAAUAGAGAGACGAACCCUAAAGGCGGCCAAUGAGGAAAAGCGCUGCGCUGGUCACGUGAAGUGUCUCGGUAUGGUUUCCGGGAAGUGCAGGUAGUGUGUACUGUAGCCGGAGAUGGUGGGUGGCAGCCAGCUCGAGAAUGCCAAUCCGCUCAUCUACCAGCGGAGCGGGGAGCGCCGGGUGACCGCACAGGACGAGGAUGAGGAGCUGCACGACAAGAUCGACGAUCGGGAGAUAUUUGAUCUCAUUCGCUCCAUCAAUGACCCGGAACACCCGCUGAGCCUGGAGGAGCUGAAUGUUUUGGAGGAAGUCCGGGUCAAGGUAAAUGAUGAGGAGGGCUCCGUGUCGGUGGAAUUCACCCCUACAAUCCCGCACUGCAGCAUGGCCACCCUUAUCGGACUGUCUAUUAAAGUCAAGCUUCUGCGCUCUUUGCCCGAGAGGUUUAAGGUAGAUGUCCAUAUUACCCCUGGAGCGCACGCUUCCGAACACGCAGUCAAUAAACAGCUGGCGGACAAAGAACGCGUGGCGGCUGCUCUAGAGAAUUCGCACUUGUUGGAAGUUGUGAACCAAUGCCUGUCCGCAAGAUCCUGACUCCAACAAUGCCUGAAUCGCGAGCGUCCGCUGUUUACCACAACCUGCUGCUAAUCUGCCUGUAUUAUUGCUCUUAGUGCUGCUAUUGUCUUUUUUGUUUUAUAACCAACGAUAAAUUUAUAGGUAUGUGUGUGUAUAAUAAAAAGUCGCUUUUUUAUGUUA
Molecule: messenger RNA, 800 nt
Organism: Rana temporaria (common frog)
Lineage: Eukaryota; Metazoa; Chordata; Amphibia; Anura; Ranidae
Gene: CIAO2B
Product: cytosolic iron-sulfur assembly component 2B
Exons: 5
Coding region: 162-638 (158 amino acids)
Biological process (GO): iron-sulfur cluster assembly
Cellular component (GO): cytosolic [4Fe-4S] assembly targeting complex
Source: RefSeq, a predicted model, not a curated record